Messenger RNA from Pimephales promelas (fathead minnow), 3475 nucleotides. It is a transcript of the gene insm2, whose product is annotated as insulinoma-associated 2. NCBI's taxonomy places the organism in Eukaryota, Metazoa, Chordata, Actinopteri, Cypriniformes, Leuciscidae. Gene Ontology annotation, molecular function: RNA polymerase II cis-regulatory region sequence-specific DNA binding; DNA-binding transcription repressor activity, RNA polymerase II-specific. The record is from RefSeq and is a predicted model, not a curated record. Gene Ontology annotation, biological process: neuron differentiation; regulation of cell cycle process; negative regulation of transcription by RNA polymerase II. Gene Ontology annotation, cellular component: nucleus; transcription repressor complex.
CAAUACCGAACAGGAAACUGAAAACAUGGGAAGGUUAAAGAGCCCAUCGAUCCCCUGAGACCUUUUGAGAUAAUAAUCUGCUGCCCAUUAGAAAUGAAUCUGUAACUGGAUCGGCUCAUUAAUGCCCGUCCCGCCCCUUCGUUCGAAUGCCAGCGCUGAUUGGGCACAACUGCGGCAUUGACAGUGACCUCACACCGAACCUGAAGGCGACCCAACGGAUAAAACGCGCGCGGGAAGCAUCAAGGCGACAGUGUAUCCUCUCUUCAGCAGUUUCAUCUGGACUCUGGGUGAAUCCGACGAGAAGAUGCCACGAGGAUUUUUAGUGAAAAGGAUUAAACGAGCCUCAUCAGCAUCCUACAAGGUGCGUGCGCAAGAAGAGAAAGAGCCGCGCAAAGAGGACCAGCCAAGCCAAACUCCAAAUGCAAGUGUCCUGGACGUGCUGGAACCUACGAGAGAAUCAUGGGCAAGUGGGAUCAGCUCUAAAAAUGAGCAGACGCGUCUUCUGGAGGACCCUGGGGUUGUUGGAGAGAGCGUCGAUUACGCACAGAACUACUUCAGCCACCCGGAACAGAGCGCGUCGUCUCCGCGCAACAGCACCGACUCCUACAGCCCGAUCAAACCCAUCUGCACGGAGUUUUUGGAAAGGUGUCUGAGCUCACCAGCCAUGGCAGAGUCCUUUCCCUUGGCCACCCCGGUGUCUUCAAUCGAGCGUCUGUUAAUGAAUCACUCGGACAUGAAGUUUGGCACACCGGUGCCCUCUUCGGUGCCCACCUACCCCGCGUUUCAUCAAUGCGUAAAACGCGCGUUCAUGGACACAGAGCGCAAAAGCAAAGCACCCAAAAAGCCUAAAGUCAUCAGAAAGCUCAAUUUUGAAGACGAAGUCACCACCUCACCAGUCCUCGGGCUUAAAAUCAAAAAAGAAAUUCCCGAGUCAAAACUGGCACCGCAGAGUGGCAGAAAGAAGCCGCUGGGUGAGUUCAUCUGCCAGCUUUGUAAGGAAGAAUACCCUGAUCCGUUUUCUCUGGCCCAGCACAAGUGCUCCAGAAUCGUGCGGGUUGAAUACCGCUGCCCGGAGUGCGACAAAGUUUUCAGCUGUCCCGCUAACCUCGCGUCUCAUCGCAGAUGGCACAAACCCCGUGGACUGAGCACCGGGGACGUGAAGAAGUCCCCGCUGGAGGCGCGUAACCACGAGAAGACCUCAGUGGAGGGGAAGGAGAACGCCAGCAAGAUGAGUGGACACAAUCAGCACCAGCUGAGUCCGGACAGCUCCCAGCACCACAGAUCAGCACCGGACAGCAACAUGAUGCACAGAGUUUCCCAAGACCCUCCCCUGGAUCAAAGGUACCCAUCCUCCGAGAAAUGCUUUGAGAUGCACAUCGGCCCCGCGGAAAGCUCAAGGUUGUUCGAUCACUGCCCCGAUGAGCCCGACAGGUCCACCACCCCUUACUUGCCCUCCCCCAGCCCGGACGAGGUGUACGAAUGCCACUACUGCAGCAAGAAGUUUCGCAGGCAAGCCUACCUGAGGAAACACCUGGCCGAGCACGAGACGAUCAAAGCAUCCCCGUACGGUCACAUCGAGAGCGGCCAGAUCACGUUCCCGUGUCACCUGUGCGGAGCGCACUUCCCCUCCGCGGAGAUCAGGGACAAACACAGACUCUGGCACGCGGUCAGAGACGACCUGCUCCUCAGACCCGAUCUGGGCACUGGAGAACAGCAGAUAUUCUCAUGCAAACACUGUCCCUCCACGUUCUUCAGCUCUCCAGGCUUGACCAGACACAUCAACAAAUCUCAUCCCACAGAGAACAGACAGGUGAUGCUCUUACAGAUGGCCGUCAGGCCGGGGUGCUGAGCUCACUUCUGAAACGGUUAUGAUCAUGUCGAACGGUUUGUUGCUCGUAUUAUAGACUACAUCCGGUGUCUUUAUGUGGGAAUAUCGAACUUUACAAGGUUUUCUUUUUUUGAUGAGAGAGCUAGUUUAUGUAUUCUUUGAUAAUCUUGGGUAACACUUAAUAACUUUUAAUAAAAGUACAGCAAUUUAUUAACAGAGAUAAUAGGGGGUUCCUACACUUUUGAUCAUGACUUGUCCAUUUCAUAAUUACUGGAAAUGUGCGUGUACGCUGUAUUUAUAUAUAAUUUUCCAGUAAUUACUUUAAAUUUAUGAUAUUAUACAUUUCAAUUUACAUUUCUAGUCUAUUCAAUUUAUUAGAGCUGAGAAAUAUAAAAAAACUGCUUUUAUUUUGUAUUUUUAUUUUAAAAUUUCAAACAUUUAUUCAUUUCGGUGCCAAUUAUCUGACAUUUCCAAGUUUUCCACUGUAGGAACUCUGUAUUUUUAUCAUAUUAGUUCUCACGUUCAAAUGUGAAUAUUAUGUAUUCACAUGUACACUGAAAUAUUUAAUACACCAACAUAAUUGUUUAAACUCAUUACUGAUAAUAAUAAUUUUUUUGGAUAAAGUUAUAAAGUGUUACCUAUAAAAGAUUUAUAAUGCUGCCAUUAAUUUCAUUCAUGAAACCGUUUAUAGCUCUCAGCAGGAUCUUUCAUAAACAUAUAUCAUUAUAAUAUGGGGAAAAGUAAAUGAAUAUAUUUUGUGUCUCAUUGUAAAAGUAGCUCCCAUGGAAAGCUUGUUUAGUCUCAAUCGUCUUAGAAGGUGCUUUGAUUUCUAGAUCACGAAUUAAGGUACUGUACGUUUCAUAUUUUAAUUGACAACAGUAGCUGCAAAAAAAAAGGAAAUGUAUUUAUAUCAUAACUGCCAAGAAAUGCCACAGCAUACAUAAAGACUAUUAGAGGCCUACAUGUAAUAAUAAACCAUAAGUGUCAUUUAUAUUUUCAUAUGUAAUAAUUUUCAGCUGUUGUGGGGGACACAAAGAGGUCAAUAAACCGAAUUGUCUUCAAGCUUAUUUGUCAUUUGCACAAAUCCACCGUAUAUAAGCCGAUAUUAAAACAGAAAAGUACUGCACAGGAUUUGCUAUGUUGUAAGAAUACUUUUAUUCUUAAGUGUAGUUGCACAUCCACUCUCCUUCGACAUCCGAUACAAAUGUAUAGAUAUACAACCGUAUGACAACAUUGUGGAUCUGUGCGUGUGCUUGUGUGUUGUGCAGCUGUUAUAUCAACACAUGCAGUUAGUACUGGAAUCAUGCAGCAUUUGGUCAGUAGUAACACACAAAAUCUACCCAUGAGGAUGUUUCUUUUUUUUGAAAUUACGCACAGGUUUCAGUUGCUCGUGUGAAGGCCUUUAAUAUACACCUUAUUUCAAUCCAGAACGGUGCUGCAUGAUUUCAACAAUAUAUAUAUUUCUUGAGAUAAAUUUCUAAAUGAUUUCAAAUUAAAAAGAAAAACAAUAAAAAUCAUGAAGUCUCACAAAGCUUCCAAGAAAAUAUACAAACUUGACUUUAUCUUAAACAUGGCAACAGUUAUAACUUGCAUCCGUAGUCUUCGGGGUCAGUUACCCUUUUAUCCCUUAAACGCGGAAGGAAGAAA